AUGGGUGACCCAUCAGAGCCAGAAAGAAUCAUCAAGACCGAUCUGUGGGAGUUUGCUGCCAGGCGCAGAACAGAUGGGCCGUAUGCUGAUAAUCUGGACAUUGACGUCCUGAUUGUAGGAGCUGGCUUCGGUGGCAGCUACCUGCUAUAUGAAAUGCGAAAGGCCGGCUAUAACACCGUGCUAUACGACGCAGGCACCAGCUUCGGAGGUACUUGGAGGUGGAACGUCUACCCUGGGGCAAGAGUCGACAGUCCCGUACCGAUAUACGAGCUGGCUAUUCCAGAAGUGUACAAUACUUGGACGUGGACAACAAACUACCCCGACUGGCAUGAGCUACAAGCCUAUUUUGACCACGUCGAUAAAGUCCUUGAUCUCAGCAAAGACUGUGCUUUCCAGUCAGUCGUGACCAGUGCCGAGUUCGACCAGUCCGCUGGCAAAUGGCAUGUCAAGACAGCAGAUGGACGCAAUGCGAAAGCCAAGUUCUUGAUUGUCGCUGCCGGCUUCGCCGCGAAGCGUUACAUCCCAGGGUUCCCGUCAAUGGAGAAGUUCAAGGGUACCAUGUGCCAUUCAUCCUUCUGGCCUAACGAAGGCAUUGACUACGUCGGUAAGCGCGUAGCUGUCAUUGGCACAGGCGCCUCUGGCGUCCAAAUGAUCCAAGAAAUGGGCCCUGUCGCCACUCAACUGGACGUCUACCAACGCACGCCGAAUCUGGCCCUGCCGAUGGGCAAACGUGACCUCACCAAAGAGGAACAAGACCACCUGAAGCCCUACUACCCGAAGAUCCUCGCCUACCGCGAACGCUGCUUCGCCGGUUUCGACUACGAUCUGUGCGAGCGCAACACCUUUGAUGACACACCCGAGGAACGCGAAAAGUUCUUCGACGGCCUCUGGAAGCAAGCCGGCUUCGCUCUCUGGCUCGGCGGCUACAAGGACUACCUCUUCGACCAGAAAGCCAAUGACGAGUCCUACAACUACUGGCGCAAGAGGCAGUCUGUGCGUGUCAAGGACCCGGAGAAGAAGAAGGUGCUUUUCCCCGAGAAGAAGCCGCACGCCUUUGGCAUCAAGCGUCCCUGUCUCGAGCAGAACUACUAUGAGGUCCUCGACCGCGACAACGUCGGCGUCGUCAACAUCAACGAAGACGGCGGCACACCCAUCACCGAAUUCACGGCCGAAGGCAUCAUCACCAAGGACGGCAAGGAGCGCAAGUACGACAUCAUCGCGCUGGCCACGGGCUUUGACGUCGUCACGGGCGGCAUGACGAGCAUGGGCCUCAAGAGCAUCAACGACACGUACCUGCAGGAUGAGUGGAAGGAGGGCGCCCAAACCUACCUAGGCACCACCAUCUCGGGCUACCCGAACAUGUUCCACCUGUAUGGCCCGCACGGCCCCACCUUGCUGUCCAACGGGCCCUCCAGCGUCGAGGUGCAGGGCCGCUGGAUCCGCGACGCCAUCAAGCUCGCCACCGCCCAGAAGGUCAAGUUCAUCAACCCCAAGAAAGAGGCGAGCGACAAGUGGAAGGAGCGAAUAAAUGAGUUGGGGAAUGCCACCCUCUUUCCCACCACCAGGAGCACCUACAUGGGCGGUACUGUGCCUGGUAAGAAAAACGAAAUGACCUGCUACGCUGGCGGUGUUGGCGCGUACAAGGAUGAGAUCAGGGCCAAGUUGUCAGGCUGGCAAGGUUUCGAGGUCGUUGCGAACUGA
Molecule: messenger RNA, 1701 nt
Organism: Cyphellophora europaea CBS 101466
Lineage: Eukaryota; Fungi; Ascomycota; Eurotiomycetes; Chaetothyriales; Cyphellophoraceae
Exons: 2
Coding region: 1-1701 (566 amino acids)
Molecular function (GO): NADP binding; N,N-dimethylaniline monooxygenase activity; flavin adenine dinucleotide binding
Source: RefSeq, a predicted model, not a curated record